UGUAAAACAAAAGGGCGUGAUAAUUGGGCAACAAACAAAAGGUCGCCAAGAGCAAACACGGACAAAAGUUCGCCAAAACCAAACACAGGCAAAAGGUCGCCCCAAGAUCAAGCACGGACAAAAGGUCGCCAAGACCAAGUACGGACAAAAGGAAGCCAAGAGCAAGCACGGACAAAAGGUCGCCAACACCAAGCAAAGGACAAAACGUCGACAAGACUAAUCAACGGGCAAAAGGUCGUCAACGCAAAGUGUGGACAAAAGGUCACCACUUGAAUAAAGAGUAAUGUAAUUUAGCAGUAAAACGGGAAAUGAUAAAAAUCAAACAAUUUUUAAAUUCUCAAAACGGCAAACUCAAAACCAUUACUGUUAAAAAUUCCAAAUCUAAAACACAUAUUUUUAAAAUAUAAAGCAUGAGAAAAUCCCCUCACACCAACAUAGUAUAUAUCGACCUCAACUAUAGAUGUAUGUAUGAGACAUGUACGGCCGGCACAUGCAUGCAUUGGCAAUUAAAGCCUCUUUUUUAUCCGUCCCUUUUCGUGCUUUCUAUCUUUUGUAUUCAUUCAGCUUCUUUCCAUUUGUCAUUUUCUCGUCGAAAUGCCAUUCUCCUGCUCACAGCUGCCUGCUUUUUUUGGCCACUUUAUUCCAGUUGUCAUUCUCUCUUGCUUUUUUUCACAACAAAAUAUAUCACUCAUUCACUACCCCUUGGCACAUUAAUAUCUUUUUUGAUUUCCAGAGUAUGUAACUCGAAGAUAUUAGGUUUUUACACCCGACUAGAUAUGAAAACGAUAGGCACAGAUACGUAAAAUUGUCUUAAUCCAGAAGCUAUGAUAGCACGUCCCGAAAAUGGAAGUAUUGAUGUAGUUGAUAGUUUUGGGAGCAAUGUAAAAAGGUGUGCAUCAACUGACAGCAACGGAUUUCCAGUAAAGGAUGUUGAUGCAAUAAAAUUAUUUGUUGGACAGAUCCCUCGCAAUUUGGAGGAAAAGGAUUUGAGACACAUUUUUGAGUCGUUUGGCAAAAUAUUUGAAUUUACUAUUCUUAAAGACAAAUAUACUGGAAUGCAUAAGGGUUGCGCUUUCCUAACGUUUUGCCACCGUGAAAGUGCUCUAAAAUGUCAAGCAGCACUUCAUGACCAGAAGGCAUUACCAGGAAUGAAUCGACCUAUGCAGAUUAAACCUGCAGAUACUGAAAGUCGUAGUGGUUCGCCUAAACAGAGCACUGAAGACAGGAAGUUGUUUGUGGGGAUGCUUUCUAAGCAGUACAAUGAGGAUCAAGUACGGGCUAUGUUUGCUCCAUAUGGACGUAUCGAAGAAGUAACGGUAUUACGAGGGGCCGACAAUGUCUCAAAGGGAUGCGCCUUUGUGAAGUUUUCACAAGCUGCUGAAGCCGAGCGUGCUAUUUUUGCUCUUCAUGGGUGCCAAACAAUGGGCGCGUCUAACAGCCUGGUUGUUAAAUUGGCAGAUACGGAACGAGAACGACAAGUCCGUCGAAUGCAGCAAAUGUACGUAUAUUUUAGCAAAUGUAUGUUUAAUUUAGCAAAUGUAUGUUUAAUUACCCAAGUUUAA
This is a messenger RNA of Meloidogyne enterolobii, 1562 nucleotides long. NCBI's taxonomy places the organism in Eukaryota, Metazoa, Nematoda, Chromadorea, Rhabditida, Meloidogynidae. The record is from the annotation of a GenBank genome assembly.